Molecule: messenger RNA, 1200 nt
Organism: Arachis ipaensis
Lineage: Eukaryota; Viridiplantae; Streptophyta; Magnoliopsida; Fabales; Fabaceae
Source: RefSeq, a predicted model, not a curated record
AUGAAAGGGAAGGCUCCCAUGUCCAUAAUAACCGACGGUGACAGGCAAAUGAAGUCUGCGAUCGAGCAAGUUUUUCCAGAGGCUCACCAUCGAAUCUGUGCUUGGCAUCUACUCCGAAAUACCACGAGCAACAUCGAAAAGCCUAAAUUCACCAGGAUGUUUAGGGAUUGCAUGCUUGGCGACUACGAGGUCCGAACAUUCCAGAGAAAGUGGUUUGAGAUGGUUGAGAAAUUUGGCAUCGCCGAUAAAAGAUGGGUACAAGACAUGUACGAGAGAAGGCACAGUUGGGCCACAACACACAUACGGGGAAAGUUCUUUGCCGGAUUUCGAACAACAUCAAGGUGCGAGGCCUUGCACACUGUGAUAUCACGGUAUGUUAAGUCUCGAUAUAGUUACACUGAGUUUUUACGUCAUUUCCAUCGAUGCUUGAUGUUCGUGCGUGCAAAGAAAGUGGAGGCUGAUUUCGAGUGUACAAAGGGUGACCCUGUUAUGACCACCAACCUGAAACAGGCCUGUGCAAUGAGGGUGGUUGAUUAUGAAGACAACAGUUUCUAUUUUAUCCACACCGUCUCUCGAUACGGCACUUCGGGAAAGGAUUGGCGUGUUGUUGCAACGUCUGAUAUGAGGGCGGUCCGAUGCACGUGCAUGAGAAUGGAAUGUUUCGGGGUCCCCUACGAACAUAUAAUUGCGGUGCUUGUUCUUAACAAUGUUCAUGAAAUCCCAAGGUCUCUGAUAUUGUCGAGAUGGACCAAUGAUGCAAAACUUGUGGCGGUGCAGUCGAUGGGCGUGAUUUGGGAUUCUCACUUCGAGAACGAAGAUGCAGGGGACACCAGUUUUCCACCCGAGGGGCCACCUACUGAGGGUGGCAGAGCCCCGGCGCAGAAUCCACCCAGGCGCAAUACAAAGGGUAACGGUGCUCACGGUGAAAAGAAACCCCAGCGAUGUCGUUUGUGCCGGGUGGUGGGACACAACAAGACGACGUGUCCAGACCGCCGCACAAUGGAGUCAUCCAGCGCAGUUGCAGAUGACAUGGAUUCGAUGGACACUGACAUGCUCUAUGAUAACCUAUCCGGCGAUCUGUAUGCGACCGCAAAGAUUCCUUUAUUCCAAUGCUCUGAUAGUGACAUGCAGGCUGGGUUUGUUAACAGCGACUUCGCUGAGACCAACACAUCCGGGCCAGUCAUGUCUCUCGCUGAUUGA